AGACUCGCUACAACCUACGAUACGAACCCAUCACUGGCUCACCCAUAAUGACAAAGGUUAUGGUUCAACCUCAACCUCACUUCCUCUUGCUAACCUUUCCAGCCCAAGGUCACAUUAACCCCGCUCUUCAGUUCGCAAAACGACUCCUCCGGCUAGGCGUCAAAGUUACCUUGUCCACCUGCGUCUCCGCCUAUCGCCGCAUGAGCAAAGCUGGCCAGAUUCCAGAGUUUUUGAACUUUGCGGUUUUCUCUGAUGGGUUUGAUGACGGCUACAGUGUCGGAGAUACCACUUUUUACAUGAAUCAGUUGAAGACUCUGGGAUCACAGAGCUUGAAAGAAACCAUUCUUUCAUGCGCUGCAGAUGGCACACCAGUCACUUGUUUGGCUUACACCCUCCUCCUCCCAUGGGCGGCAGGGGUGGCGUGUGGCCUUAACGUGCCAUCCGCGCUUCUAUGGAUUCAACCAGCAUCGGUAUUUCGUAUCUACUACUAUUACUUCAAUGGGUACGAUAAACUCAUUGGAGAAGAUUGCAAUGAACCUUCAUGGUCGAUCAAGUUACCAGGGUUACCGUUGCUCAAAAGCUGCGAUCUCCCAUCCUUUUGCCUCCCUUCAAACAUUUACAAUUUUGUUACGCCUUUAUUCAAAGAACAGCUAGCUGUUCUGGAUUCAGAAAACAAGCCUAAAAUACUCGUAAAUAGCUUCGAUGCAUUGGAAAAAGAGGCCCUGAAAGAGAUUGAUGGCAGGCUGAACCUGAUCGCUGUAGGGCCGUUGAUUCCAUCCGCUUUCUUGGAUGGAAAGGAUCCAUCUGACACAUCUUUUGGGGGAGAUCUCUAUGAAACAUCAAAAGUAUGUGUGGAAUGGAUGAACGCAAAGCCAGAAGGGUCCAUCGUUUACGUAUCUUUUGGUAGCAUCAUAAUGUUGUCAAAGAAACAAAAGGAGGCAAUGGCACACGGUUUGUUAGCAAGCAGGAGGCCGUUUUUGUGGGUGGUGAGAAAUAAAGAUGGCAACCGGAAAACAGGCAAUGAGGCUGAAGAAGAAGAAGAUGAGGAACUGAGUUGCAAAGAGGAAUUGGAAGAAUUGGGGUUGAUAGUGCCAUGGUGCAGUCAACUAGAGGUGCUAUCACAUCCAUCUUUAGGCUGUUUCGUGACACAUUGUGGGUGGAAUUCAACGUUGGAGAGUAUAGUUUGUGGGGUACCAGUGGUGGCAUUUCCUCACUGGACGGAUCAGACAACAAAUGCAAAGCUCUUGGAAGACGAGUGGAGAACAGGAGUGAGGGUGGCGGCUAAUGAAGAGGGAGUUGUUGAAGGCGAUGAGAUUAGAAGGUGCAUAGAGAUGGUGAUGGGAGCUGAAGAAACAGGAGCAGAAAUGAGAAAGAAUGUUAAGAAGUGGAAAGAUUUGGCAAGAGAGGCUAUGAAGGAAAGUGGAUCUUCAAAUAUGAAUCUCAAGGCUUUUGUUGAAGAAGUUAAUGGAAGUGCGACUGAAACAAAGUAAAGAAUCUGAACCCCAAUCUGCUAUAUAAUUCCUACAUAUAACAAAACUGAACUCAACUUUCUGCAUUUAAUGAUUGGAUAAUAUAGCAUAUAGAAUUUGUAUCAAAGCAGUUUAAGCAUAUCAAAAGUUUCACUCU
Molecule: messenger RNA, 1626 nt
Organism: Cynara cardunculus var. scolymus (artichoke)
Lineage: Eukaryota; Viridiplantae; Streptophyta; Magnoliopsida; Asterales; Asteraceae
Product: crocetin glucosyltransferase, chloroplastic-like
Exons: 1
Coding region: 48-1490 (480 amino acids)
Molecular function (GO): UDP-glycosyltransferase activity
Source: RefSeq, a predicted model, not a curated record